CGCCUACCCCUCCGACUCCGGACACACUUUCCCUCCCGCCGCCGCCCCAGCCCUCCUGCCGCCCGCACGAAGGUCCCGAGGAGCGCAGAGGGUAUUCCUGACCAUGGGGACAGCCGACAGUGGUGAGAUGGCCCCCGAGACCCCACAGCCCACCCACAUUGAUGUGCACAUCCACCAGGAAUCUGCCCUGGCCAAGCUCCUGCUGACCUGCUGCUCUGCGCUGCGGCCCCCAGCCACCCAGGCCAGGGGCAGCAACCGGCUGCUGGUGGCCUCAUGGGUGGUGCAGAUCGUGCUGGGGAUCUUGAGUGGGGUCCUCGGAGGAUUUCUGUACAUGCGCAGGUUCACCCUCCUGGUCAGCUCGGGAGCUGCCAUCUGGACAGGGGCAGUGGCUGUGCUGGCUGGAGUUACUGCCUUCAUUUACGAGACACGGGGUGGUACCUACUGGUCUCUGCUGAGAAGUCUGCUAGAGCUGGCAGCUUUCUCCACAGCCAUUGCUGCCCUCGAGCUUUGGAACAAAGAUUUCCAAUACGGCUACUAUUAUGGCGACAGUUUGUGCCACAUCUCUACCUUCAGUAACUGGUACAACACCCCAGCCCCCACUGACAGUCCAGAAGAAGUCAGAAGGCUCCAACUGUGUACCUCCCUCCUGGACAUGCUGAAGGCCUUCUUUAUUACCCUUCAGGCCAUGCUCUUGGCUGUCUGGAUUCUGCUGCUUCUGGCAUCUCUGGCCCCUCUGGGGCUGUACUGCUGGAGAAUAUUCUCAGCCAUAAAGAAAAGAGACAAGAAGGAGAUGUUGGAAUGAGUGGAAUCUAGCCAUGCGUCUCCUGAUAAUAGCACCUGGUGCGCCUGCACUGGGCAUCCCUGCAUCUGACUGCUGGAAGAAGAACCCGACUGGGGAAAAGAGACUCUCCAACAGCCCCAGUUAUCCUGCCCCUAGGACCACGGCCACAGCCCUGCUCCAGCAGCGCUUGCCCAUUCCUUGCACCCCUUCCCCAUCCUGCUCUGCUUCAUGCCCCCUCCUAAGCAGUCAUGUGAUAAUAAACUCUCACAUUAUCAUGCCCAGGUU
Cebus imitator (Panamanian white-faced capuchin) is the source of this 1066-nucleotide messenger RNA. RefSeq names its product transmembrane protein 176A (gene TMEM176A). Gene Ontology annotation, cellular component: membrane. Bases 104 to 802 code for a protein of 232 amino acids. NCBI's taxonomy places the organism in Eukaryota, Metazoa, Chordata, Mammalia, Primates, Cebidae. The transcript has 7 exons. The record is from RefSeq and is a predicted model, not a curated record.